Molecule: messenger RNA, 1463 nt
Organism: Chaetura pelagica (chimney swift)
Lineage: Eukaryota; Metazoa; Chordata; Aves; Apodiformes; Apodidae
Gene: TBR1
Product: T-box, brain, 1
Exons: 5
Coding region: 82-1275 (397 amino acids)
Biological process (GO): commitment of neuronal cell to specific neuron type in forebrain; regulation of neuron projection development; cell fate specification
Cellular component (GO): nucleus
Molecular function (GO): DNA-binding transcription factor activity, RNA polymerase II-specific; RNA polymerase II cis-regulatory region sequence-specific DNA binding
Source: RefSeq, a predicted model, not a curated record
GUCCCAGGAUGUCUAGCUUCUGAUACUAAGGAGCCCUUUCAGAUCCAGAGACUGAAGGGUUAUUACUGUGGUGCUAGAGCUAUGCAGCUGGAGCAUUGUCUUUCUCCCUCUAUCAUGCUCUCCAAGAAAUUUCUCAAUGUGAGCAGCAGUUACCCACAUGCAGGCGGAUCUGAGCUUGCCUUGCAUGAUCAUCCCAUUAUCUCGACCACUGACAACCUGGAGAGAAGUUCACCUUUGAAAAAAAUUACCAGGGGGAUGACGAAUCAGUCAGAUACAGACAAUUUUCCUGACUCCAAGGACACACCAGGGGACGUCCAGAGAAAUAAACUCUCUCCCGUCUUGGACGGGGUCUCUGAGCUUCGUCACAGUUUCGAUGGAUCUGCUGCAGAUCGCUAUCUGCUCUCUCAGUCCAGCCAGCCCCAGUCUGCUGCCUCUGCUCCUAGUACCAUGUUCCCUUACCCCAGCCAGCAUGGACCUGCUCACCCAGCCUUCUCCAUCGCCAGCCCCAGCCGCUACAUGGCUCACCAUCCUGUGAUCACCAACGGAGCUUAUAACAGCCUCCUGUCCAACUCUUCUCCACAAGGCUACCCCACGGCCGGCUACCCUUACCCCCAGCAGUAUGGCCAUUCCUACCAAGGGGCACCUUUCUACCAGUUCUCCUCCACCCAGCCGGGGCUAGUUCCUGGCAAGGCUCAGGUCUACCUGUGCAACAGGCCACUCUGGCUGAAAUUUCACCGGCACCAAACGGAGAUGAUCAUCACGAAGCAGGGGAGGCGCAUGUUCCCUUUCCUAAGUUUUAAUAUUUCUGGUCUCGACCCCACGGCUCACUACAAUAUUUUUGUGGAUGUAAUUUUGGCGGAUCCCAACCAUUGGAGAUUUCAGGGAGGCAAAUGGGUUCCUUGCGGCAAGGCGGACACCAAUGUACAAGGAAACCGAGUGUACAUGCACCCCGACUCCCCCAAUACGGGAGCCCACUGGAUGCGCCAGGAAAUCUCCUUUGGGAAACUAAAACUUACAAACAAUAAAGGAGCAUCAAACAACAACGGGCAGAUGGUGGUUUUGCAGUCCCUCCACAAGUACCAGCCCCGUUUGCAUGUGGUGGAGGUGAACGAAGACGGGACGGAGGACACCAACCAGCCGGGCAGAGUGCAGACCUUCACCUUCCCCGAAACCCAGUUCAUAGCGGUCACCGCCUACCAAAACACCGAUAUCACACAGCUGAAAAUAGAUCACAACCCUUUCGCAAAAGGCUUCCGAGACAAUUAUGACACGUAAGUAAACCGUGUUUUUAUUGCCCUUCUGCCUGCUGCACGCGCGUAUCACAGGGCGGAAGCAUCAGGAAGCGGGGUUGGCUUCAUUUCACACCGAAAUGUGCAAUGUCAGGUUUUUCCAGACUCGUCCGGGGGAAGGGGACCCACAAACUCCCCCGGCGGGACGGCAGGCGCAGAGGGGCUGUCUCUGCG